Zasmidium cellare ATCC 36951 is the source of this 528-nucleotide messenger RNA. RefSeq lists its product as uncharacterized. The transcript has 2 exons. NCBI's taxonomy places the organism in Eukaryota, Fungi, Ascomycota, Dothideomycetes, Mycosphaerellales, Mycosphaerellaceae. The coding region runs from base 1 to 528 and encodes 175 amino acids. The record is from RefSeq and is a predicted model, not a curated record.
AUGUUCUCCCGCACCACCACCCUCGCAGCGGCCCUCGCCCUCCUCGCGACCACCGCCCUCGCGCAAAUCCCCGGGCUGCCCACCUGCGCCCAGGGCUGCAUCACCAACUACGGCGGCUGCAACCAAGUCGAUGUGAAAUGCAUUUGCUCCAACAAGCCGCUGCUCACGACGCUGUCGUGCUGCGUGAGCCAGAAUUGCGAUGCGCAGGGCCAGGCUGAUGUCAUCUCCUUCGCCGACUCCCUCUGCAGCGGCCAGGGCGUCAAUGACCUCCCCACGCAAGCGACCUGCGCCCCGGGAGCCUCCAGCACCGGCUCGGGAACUGCUACAGGCACUGCUUCUGGCUCUGCGUCCGUGACCAGCUCUGGAACUGCUUCUGCCUCUUCCUCCGCCAGCGAGUCCGCCGCUUCGACCUCCGCUGCCGCUGCGACGACUUCCUCUGCUGCUGCUGCUGCUGCGGGUAAGAUGAGCUACCCAGUCGAGGGCGUGGGAUUGGGCAUGGCGAUUUUGGGGUUGGUUGUUGGGUUGUAG